Lutra lutra (Eurasian river otter) is the source of this 1609-nucleotide messenger RNA. It is a transcript of the gene RHNO1, whose product is annotated as RAD9-HUS1-RAD1 interacting nuclear orphan 1. Gene Ontology annotation, cellular component: nucleus; chromosome. Gene Ontology annotation, biological process: cellular response to ionizing radiation; DNA damage checkpoint signaling; recombinational repair. Bases 567 to 1334 code for a protein of 255 amino acids. The record is from RefSeq and is a predicted model, not a curated record. Lineage: Eukaryota; Metazoa; Chordata; Mammalia; Carnivora; Mustelidae. The transcript is spliced from 3 exons.
UAAUGAGUUGAUGAAGGAAACGUAGUAGGAUUACUGCCUAGCAAUGUCAUGUCUAUUGGAGGCUGGCUAAUGUCAACACUUUGGAGUCAUUGCUAUUGCUGUCCUCUCUCCACGGGACUUCUGCAGCAGCCCUUUAACUGGGCACCCUGCUUCCUUUCUCCACGCCUGCUCUCCCAACCCACCUGUUCUUACAGACUGUCUGAAGUUAUCAUUGUAAAAUAUUAAUGUCGCUUCCCUGUCCAGAGCCUUGCCGUGGCUUCCUGUCACACCAAGAAUAAUUAAGUCCAGAGUCCUUCACCUUGCCUGUGAAGCCCUGUGUCACUUGAACUGAUUCUCAUCUUCUCUUUCUUCAUUUCAGGUCUUUGCACAGAUAUCACUUUUUCAGUUACCUUCCCUGACAACCCUGUCUAAAAGAGCACUGAGUUGGGCCAACCCCUUAUCCUGUUUGUGGUUUUUCUCCAUAGACCCUUCCCAGCUAGGAUGCAUGGGUUGGAAUCGGAGCCUGAACUCCGACCUGACUACAACCAGCAUCAUGCGGUUACUAAUUGCUCUUCAUUCACCUGUUGAUGCCUCCCAGAAAAAAACGCUGCCAGCGUUCCCAGAAAGGCCAGCUGCUAUUCCAAGAACCACCACUGGAGGGCCCCAAACAUCGCUAUGGCUCUCCCCAGCUUACCAUCACACACACUAGACAGGUGCCCAGCAAGCCCAUUGACCAUAACACCGUCACUUCCUGGGUAUCACCUCAGUUUGAUAUGACAGCAGAAGGCUGGUUCCCAGUGAACCAGAAGCAUCAUCGUCGAAACCAGGCAAGACAUUCAAGUCGAAAAUCCACCACCUCCAAGUUCCCACAUCUAACAUUUGAGAGUCCGCUGUCUUCCUCCGGUUCAGCUGUACUUGGGAUGCCCUUGACCAGGGAAUGUCCUGGUCAGUCAGAAAAGCGCAUUUCUGGAAGGUCCUUAGUUCCAAUGCUCAGUCCUCAAAGCUGUGGGGAAGUGUCAGCACACGUGCUUCAAAACUUACCUUAUGUAUUCAUUCCACCUGAUAUCCAGACCCCAGAGUCAUCGUUUGUGAAGGAGGGGCCCGUUUCCCCCGAUCAGAGGGAAUGUAGCCUUCUGAGCAGCUCCUUCCACACUAGUACUCCCAAGAGCCCAGAGGCUGGGCCUGUUCUAGUUAAAGACACCCCUGAAGAGAAGUAUGGGAUCAAGGUCACAUGGAGGAGACGACACCACUUGUUUACUUACCUCAGGGAGAGAGGGAAGCUGAACAAAAACCAGUUCCUUGUGAAGAACUCACUGGAUUCCUCAGACUCCAACAGUCUUGAGAAAUUUUCAUGAAGUUGCUAAAGUACUUUUCUGGCUUGCAGGAGAGUACUUUAGGAGAAUAAAACAGAAAUAAAGUCAAUAACCUCAAUAGAAAAAAGAUGUCUUAAUCAGAAUUUUGGAGUCAUAAGGGAAUUCAAUUCCCAGAUUUGCUUUUUAAAAUAUCUUUUCCUAGAAAGUUUUUAGUGUCAGAAACAGUUCAUAUUUUUCUUACAUUAACUGUUUAAAAUUUUAAAGUAUCUUGUAGUAACUAUUUAAAAUGUAUGUAAAUAAAUGGUUGCAGAAAGGUU